UGGUUUUUUACUUUUGAUUUUCUAGUCUAUUCUUCUUCUUGGCUCACUGUAGUUGAAUUUGGAAUUUGAUCGGUGAAAAUAGUGGAUUUCAAAGGCCUUUUUGUGCAAGAUUGCUGUUCCCUGCUGUAGUACUAUGAUAAUGGAAUCAAGUUCAGGGAUGAAUUCAGGACCAUCUGGUGUGACAGUGAUAGCGCCCGAGGCUCCAUCGAGCUAUCAUGUGGCGCCAAGGAAUGAUGGCAAUUCUUCCUUGGUCCCAGGAGCUUCACACUUAGGUCCAUCUCCAGUUAAUGCUGGUGGGAUUAUUGGCAGUUCUGAGAAGAAGAAGAGGGGCCGACCGAGGAAGUAUGGGCCAGAUGGUGCUGUGGCUAGGGCACUUUCGCCCACGCCAGCUUCCUCGUCUGCCCCACCAGCUCCCGGGGGCAGCUUCUUGGCCGAGAAAAUGGGUGCCCCACGGCCUGCUUCUGAGAAGAAACAGCGCAGCAAAAUUGGGGCUGAGAAUUUAGGUGACUGGAUUUCAUGUACAACUGGCGGGAACUUUCUACCACAUCUGAUAACUGUUGAUGCCGGUCAGGAUGUUACCAUGAAGAUAAUCUCAUUUUCACAGCAAGGACCUCGAGCUAUUUGCAUUAUCUCUGCUAAUGGUUUGAUAUCAAAUGUUACUCUUCGACAGCCAAAUUCUUCUGGGGGUACUUUAACUUACGAGGGUCGGUUUGAAAUCCUAUCUUUGUCUGGAUCCUUCACUCCUACGGAGUUUGGGGGGUCGAGGACAAGCAGGACCGGUGGAAUGAGCAUAUCUCUGGCGAGUCCCGAUGGACGUGUAGUGGGAGGAAUGCUUGCGGGGCUCUUAAUAGCUGCCAGUCCCGUCCAGGUAAUAGUGGGCAGUUUUCUCCCGAGCAAUUACAACGAGUUUAAGACUCCAAAGAAGCCUAAAGCCGAGCCCAAACCAAUUCCCAAUUCGCAAGUCUCUGUUGCUAUGCCUCAUAAUCCUAACGCGGACACCAGAAACCCCGGUGCACUAGCCAUGGUUUAUCCGGGAUCUGGAACGCAAAGCGCUGUGCCUCCCUCCAAUAACUGGGGCGCUAUGGCAACGAUGGAUGACUCGAGGAAGGCUGCAACAGACAUAAAUAUAUCGUUGCAGGGCGAGUAGUUCGCACUCCGAGAUAUUAUGACAUUAAAUAACUGAUAGAUGCACAGUAAAUUUCCAGCUUUAAGCUAUCAUAGGAUCGCGUAGAGAGCUUUUUUUUUUUUUUUUUUUUGGGUGCUCGUUCGUCCUCGUUUAGUCUUGGAUGUUGUCUGUUGUUCUGAUGUGAUUAAUGUCUGUCCAUGGCAAAGCUGGGAACAUGAACUUUACUUGCUGGGCUUUACUUAGCAGCUUAUAUGGGGUUCCAUCUGCCACUUUGUUGAGAUAUUUCCAGGAUUUUGACAUUAACAAGUAAUUUAUUAAAUGUUUCAUUGUU
Ipomoea triloba (trilobed morning glory) is the source of this 1457-nucleotide messenger RNA. RefSeq names its product AT-hook motif nuclear-localized protein 1-like. Lineage: Eukaryota; Viridiplantae; Streptophyta; Magnoliopsida; Solanales; Convolvulaceae. The transcript is spliced from 6 exons. Gene Ontology annotation, molecular function: minor groove of adenine-thymine-rich DNA binding. Bases 134 to 1147 code for a protein of 337 amino acids. The record is from RefSeq and is a predicted model, not a curated record.